This is a messenger RNA of Cotesia congregata, 360 nucleotides long. NCBI's taxonomy places the organism in Eukaryota, Metazoa, Arthropoda, Insecta, Hymenoptera, Braconidae. The record is from the annotation of a GenBank genome assembly.
AUGGAGCGUGAAGCAUUGCACCCAAUAACGACCUGUUGUAAUUUGAGCCAGUCUCGCAGUCGUAGAGAAAGAGAAAAUUCAAUGAACGUAAGCCACAGCGGCUCUAACGGGAUGAACUCAACGGGGUCAUUGAGCACACUUUCGAGAGAAGAGCGCCGUCGGCGUAGGAGAGCUACUCAAAAAUAUCGAACUGCACACGCAACUCGGGAGCGAGUAAGGGUAGAAGCGUUCAACUUAGCAUUUGCUGAACUGAGAAAAUUGCUACCGACUUUGCCGCCCGAUAAAAAGCUGUCCAAGAUUGAGAUUCUUAGGCUGGCUAUUUGUUACAUCGCGUACCUAAAUCACGUACUAGAAGCGUAA